CGAUCAAAUGGCUAACUCUAGUUGGUGCUCCGACCCAUACCCGUUUUCGACAAACCGAAAUUACCCAACAUCUUCAACACUAUCCGACAUCGUGCAUUCCGAUGAAGAGAUCAUAUUGGCAUCAAGUCGACCAAAAAGGCGUGAUGGGAGGAAGAAGUUCAACGAAACGAGGCACCCGAUUUAUCGAGGAGUGCGUCGAAGAAACAACAACAAAUGGGUAUGCGAGGUUCGCGAGCCGAGCAAAAAAACUAGGUUAUGGCUCGGAACUUAUCCCACAGCCGAGAUGGCUGCGAGGGCCCACGAUGUGGCGGCAUUGGCUCUACGUGGACGUGGCAAAGCGUGUCUAAACUUUGCUGACUCGGUCUGGCGUCUGCCGACGCCUACGUCGCCAGACGCCAAAGACAUUAGGAAAGCGGCUGUGGAGGCGGCGGAAGCAUUUAGACCUAGAGAGGAUGCGACGGAUAGUAUAACGUCGGUCGCUUGUGAUAAUCAUCUAGAUGAAUGUUUUUCGAGCGAUAUUAAUGUUGAUGUUACGAGUGAUGUGGUGUAUGUGGAUGAGGAGGCGGUUUUUGAGAUGCCCGCAUUGCUCGAAAGCAUGGCCGAGGGACUUUUGAUUUCCCCACCACAAUAUAGUUGUUGGGAGGAAUCACAAAUUGAAGUUGAUGAUCAAGUUUCAUUGUGGACUUUCUCAAUUUAAGGAUGUUUAAUAACAUUUAUAUUAAGAAGUUUAAGUUAUGGAUAGUUAGUAAUUUUGU
Molecule: messenger RNA, 755 nt
Organism: Impatiens glandulifera
Lineage: Eukaryota; Viridiplantae; Streptophyta; Magnoliopsida; Ericales; Balsaminaceae
Product: dehydration-responsive element-binding protein 1A-like
Exons: 1
Coding region: 8-697 (229 amino acids)
Biological process (GO): regulation of DNA-templated transcription
Molecular function (GO): DNA-binding transcription factor activity; DNA binding
Source: RefSeq, a predicted model, not a curated record